UACUAUCUAUAGUCACUGUAUUCUUGAAGAAACGUAAAAAAAUCAUUCAUAUCUAUAAUACUUGAAUGAACGUCAAAAUAUAGACGUAGAGAAAAUAUCUCGUAAGAUAGUAUUUUGGAAAAAAAUAUAUAAUAGUGCUAUUAAUUAAAUUUUUAAACAACGAACUUAAAUUGAGAUAUAAGUUAUACUUGUUACAGAUUACCGCAAGAAGGUUUAGGUGAAUGUUAUUGUACUUAAAAAGGAAUAAGUUCUUUGCACUAAUUACAUGAAAUAUGAAAAGUUAUGAGGAAAAUCAUUAAUAAAUGAUUUCUUUUUUAUAAUUGUUAUAAUGCUGUAAUAAAUACGUCUAUUUUUAACGAUUUAAUUCUCUUGGACCAAGUGUUACUAUAGUUAUGGCAAGUAAAAUGAAAGACAAUCUAAUAAAUAUAAAUGAAAAAGAAAACGGUAAUCCACGUGCUUUAUUUUAUAAAAGACCUAUUAAAAGAGAUAAUUAUACGCUGGAUAUAGAUAAUGUUGAUACACCUCAGGAAAUAAGACGGCAGCGAUUACUACAGUUUCAAAAAAAGUACAGAGAAGCUGCAUUUAAUAUUGGAAGAGGAAUAUUAGAUGAAGCUUUUAACUCUGAUGAAGAUGAAUGUGAAGAACAUAUGGAAAUUGAUGAAAGUGAUAAAAAAAGGUAUCACUUAUCCAAACGAUGCAAAUAUUAUGCAAAUCAGUUAAUGAUGUCCGAAUGGAUGUUAGAAGUACCUCAAGAUUUUGUGGAAAAAUGGAUUAUGGUUCCAUGUCCUCAAGGAAAAAGAACAUUAGUAGUUGCAUGUAAAGGUAUAACUAAAGCAUAUAAUAAACGAGGUAAUCGACUUGGUAAAUUUUAUUCAGCACUUCCAGGUGGCAAUCCUUCUGAACACAGAAGUAGUUGUACUAUUCUUGACUGUUUAUGGAUAAAGCAACAAAAGGUGUAUCAUGUUCUGGAUGUGCUUGCCUGGUCUAAUCAGUCCUUGAUAAACUGUGAUACUGAGUUCAGAUUUUUCUGGCUAAAAUCACAAUUACAAGAAAUAGAAGAAUUACAGAAAAGAGAUACAUAUAAAAAUACAUAUCCAAUAUUACCUCUACCAAAUAUCAGUUGUAAUACUGAAUUAAGCUUAGCAUUGGAAAAUAUUUCAGACUUAUAUCCUUUAGAUGGUUUACUGUUUUACCAUCGUGACGGACAAUAUACUAAAGGUCGUACCCCUCUUGUAACGUGGUUAAAACCCUUUAUGUUAUCCGAGGUACUUGGUAUUUCGGUACCACCACCACUUGACGAAAAACCUGAUGGUUAUAUAGAUUUUAAAUAUUAUAUACUUAAUAGCAGAGCAAAGAAAAGAAAGGAAACAUCGGAAGUUCAAAUGGAUAUUACACAUGAGAAUUGUUGAAAUUUUAUUUAUAUAAACGAGCUUCGAAAAGAAGCGAUAUACGUAUACAUAUAUAAUAUAUUAAAG
Osmia bicornis bicornis is the source of this 1475-nucleotide messenger RNA. RefSeq names its product snurportin-1 (gene Snup). The record is from RefSeq and is a predicted model, not a curated record. Gene Ontology annotation, biological process: snRNA import into nucleus. The transcript has 5 exons. The coding region runs from base 393 to 1409 and encodes 338 amino acids. Lineage: Eukaryota; Metazoa; Arthropoda; Insecta; Hymenoptera; Megachilidae. Gene Ontology annotation, cellular component: nucleus; cytoplasm.